AUGGUGAUGAUCAGUGAGUUCGGUUGGGCCACAUUUGGCCAUUUCCGGCCUUUCUGCACAAGGGUUCUCUGUUUUCGUGAGAGAAUGGCAAUGGGUCAUUGUAAAAUCUUGGUAUUUCUAUCCUUCGAUGGACUUGUGGGAAUGAUUUCAUUGAUAUCCUUCCUUUCAGCCAUGGCAUUUGGAUAUAUGUAUUUAUUUCCCACUUUUAGCCCAGUGAUUCGUAGUUAUGAAAUUCCAGAGUCCAAUGUAUCUAAUGGUACAUGCGAUGUUUUUUAUGGAAGGUGGAUCCAUGAUGAAAGUUAUCCUUUAUAUGAUUCCUCAAGAUGCCCAUUUGCAGAACUUGGAUUCAAUUGCUUGGCUAACGGGCGGAAAGAUAGCGAUUAUACAAAAUGGAGGUGGAAACCGCAGAAUUGUGAUAUUCCAAGGUUCAGUGCUGGUGCGAUUCUGGAGAAGCUUCGUGGGAAAAGAGUCAUUUUUGUAAGUGAUUCAUUGGGUAGAACACAGUGGGAGUCUUUGAUAUGUUUGCUUAUGACAGGGGUGGAGGAUAAGAAGAGUGUAUAUGAAGUCAACCGGGUAACUUGA
Molecule: messenger RNA, 582 nt
Organism: Alnus glutinosa
Lineage: Eukaryota; Viridiplantae; Streptophyta; Magnoliopsida; Fagales; Betulaceae
Product: protein trichome berefringence-like 7
Exons: 1
Coding region: 1-582 (193 amino acids)
Cellular component (GO): Golgi apparatus
Molecular function (GO): O-acetyltransferase activity
Source: RefSeq, a predicted model, not a curated record